Messenger RNA from Oncorhynchus tshawytscha (Chinook salmon), 5716 nucleotides. RefSeq names its product UPF0606 protein KIAA1549. NCBI's taxonomy places the organism in Eukaryota, Metazoa, Chordata, Actinopteri, Salmoniformes, Salmonidae. The record is from RefSeq and is a predicted model, not a curated record. The transcript has 21 exons. Bases 723 to 5108 code for a protein of 1461 amino acids.
CACAGAAACCUUAUUUUGAAGAUCAUUUGGCCCAAAUAUUCUACAUGAAAUCCAUAUAGAUCCAUGAUUCACAAGGGCCUAUGCCUUGCACCAAGCAGGACAAGUUAACCGGUAUUUUGAGUGCUAUUCUCCAAGCCAAUGACCAGGUAUGUUGGCUCACGAAUUUGAGGAAUGCUGGGGUGUUGCAGAGAACGCUCUGCUGCAAAACCAUCUAAGCGAUGCACGCCUCCCAAUAAUAAACCGAAUUAUAGCGUGCUCAUGAUUUGUGUGUGGAAUCGAAUGUCAUUUUCGGGUAUUGUGGACAAAAUUAGAGACAUUAUGAUAUAUUCCUAUUUGAGGCGGACAGUAUGAUACUGAGACGUGUCCAGAAUCUCAGGUUUUCCAAUAAUGAGCGUGUGACGUUUCACCGCGAGAUGAACACGGCGCGGCUUACGUUCAAGUGCUCGGCCGCGAACAGAUUCAGUCAUUACUGGCGACAUUGGGAGUUAUUUAUCUAACGGAAAAAACGGGUUUUCAGUUUCUGCAUUUUGUAAUAUAGUAAUUGUGUUCGUUCUCCUUGCCGGGGAGCGCGUGGCUGCAUGGGCCUGGGAGAGGCGUGACGCGCCUGUACCGCAUCUCCUGGAUGGCAGAUAUUUGCAUAUAGGGUCGCCUGAAAGCAUGCAGUGAUGAUGCUAUUGAGGAGAGAUGGCAUCGCACGUGUGUGAUGUGACAACUAGCGUGCCAUGGAGAUUCUGAUGAGCGCGUGUUCGAGGAUGUGCCCCGGAGUCUCUCAGGGCCUGCGCACUAAUUGCGCGCACCUGCUGGUAGCAUCGUUGCUGGUGUCCAUGACGAUGUCAAGCUCACCUGUUGCAGGCGGUGUGGACUCCAACGGAACGACAGCAAAACGGUCGUCAUCGCGGUCGUCAUCGUCACCCUCUUCCAGAUGGCCAGGCGCCACCCCACCCAAAGACACUAGUCCCCAUGGUAACACUGAUGCUGCCUCAGUGGACGAUGAAGCUCAGGGCAUACAUCUCCUCCUGAGACCCCCGGACCUGCUGUCCCCCAGCCACCCCCUUCCUCUGCCCCCCCACAGCCAGCCCACCCUCACCCCUCCACCGCCCUGGGAACACGCCCCCUCCCUAGAGGAGGCCUGGGGGUCCGGUGACUACCUGGAAACGCUCUCCUUCAUGGGCCCAGAGGGGGAGGAACUGGCCCUGGCCACACCCUUACCCAGUCACACCUACGACCCUGACGACGGGGCCUCCUAUGACACCUCCUUCCCCUCCCGCCCAACCCUCCCCCUGUCCUCCAGCCUCCUCCGACCCUAUACGUCCCCCACCUCCCCCCUCCGGGAGGGUCUCCCCUUCACUCACCCUGCCCAGCCUGAGGGAUACCCUCACUGGGAUGAAGAAGACUAUGACCUGGGGGACAUUUUUCCUCUGGAGCCCACGGAGCUGCUGCUGCCAGAUAUGAACAGUCUGGAGUACUACACCAAUCUGCUGGCCAGAGAGAGAGACGAGGAGAGGGAAAGGGAGCGAGAAUGGGAGAUAGACAGGGAAAGGGAGCGAGAACAGGAGAGAGACAGGGAAAGGGAGAGGGAUCGAAAUGGAGAAGGAGACAGAGAUAGAGAAAUUGUUAUCCCACCCCCAAAGACCACCCCCAAACUUGGCAUCACACCUACCACUACCACAAAAACACACAUACACACUCAGCCCCCAUCCCCCUCCCCUAGCACAGGGCCCCCUCCUGCCCGGGACCACAAGCACCCUCUUGUCCCCUCAGCAGGUCCAACCCCUCCCCUGACCCUCUCACCCAUUCUCUGGGAGGGUCAGGGUACCUCCACCCCUGGAGUUAGACCCACCUCCAGAGUACCCCCUCAUCCUCCUGUUCCGCGGCCCAGAGUCCCCCCAGCUACCCCUGGCAGACACCCUCCACUGCCCCCAUCUAACACCACCAGCCUGGCUCGCCCCCCCAUGCUGCGACCUCCAGGGAGGGAACCCAUAAAACCACCACCACCUGUGACCGAGGUCCCCAGCAACCGACCGACGACCACUACCAAGGCAACCACUGUUACCACGACAACCCCUGGUACCCUGGCGGGCAUCACCCGGACUCCCCCAGCCCCUCCAGGACGCCAGUAUCUGUGUAACGUCACCAAGCCUGACAUGUACCUGGUCAGAGUGGUCCUGCCAAAGUCUGGCUCCACUGUGGGCUUUGGCCAGGUCAGGGACAUCUUGAAGAGGGAAUUCAACCGCUCAGUGGAGUUGCAGUUCCUGAGAACUCCGUCUAGCCUUGCGUUCCGUGUUGUGGCGGGACCUCUGAUCUUCACCGCCAUGUCUGUCGUCAACGCUCUGCGCCAAUCAACACGAAGCUCCUCCUUGUUCCCCACUGUCUCACCUCUCUAUGGCAUACCUGAUCACAAGUACCAGAUACACUCUGUGCUGCAGUUUGUGCCCGGUCACGUGGAUGUGCGUGUGUGUAACUUCAGUGAGCGAGUGGAGAGAGGACUGCUGAUGGCCUACACAGAGACACGCAGACGUGCACAUGAAUUUGGCAACGUUACUGUACAGCUUCUGAACAUCACCAUGGGUCAGGCCAAGCCGCAGGGUGACCAGAAGGUUCCGGUGGACAUCACGUUUGCGUUGCUGGAUGGGCGGGGCUACCUGUUGGGGUCAGAGGUUAGCGGUCACCUGAGACACCUAAGCACGGUGGAGUUCAGCUUCUACCUGGGCUUCCCCGCGCUGCAGAUCGCUGAACCCUUCCACUACCCCGAGCUGAACGUUUCUCACCAUCUACGCUCCUCCUGGGUCCGCACCGUGUUACUGGGUGUCCAGGAGCAGACGGUGACUGAGCGGAGCUUCAAGGCUCGUCUGGAGCGCCGUCUGGCCCUGCUGCUGGAGGAGGGGCUGGGGGACGGGAGUCAACGACCCCGCUGGAAAAGAUCCACGGCCGUGGGCAACAACAGCUUACAGGUGGUGCGUGUGUCGAGGCUGGCAGGUUCAGGGCGUUCUCUGGAAGUGGUGUAUUUCGUGGAGGGACCAGAGGGGGAGAGAGUCCCUGCUGAUGCCACCGCUGCCACCCUCAACCGCCUGGAGCUGCAACGGGCUGCCAUCGUACUGGGGCACCGCGUCCAGAGACCCCUUGCCCAGCCUGUGGAGACCCUGACGGUGCCCCCGUCUGAGACUCAGAGCAGCAGUAUCUGGCUGAUUGUGGGGGUGGUGGUGCCUGUCCUGCUGGCUAUCUUCAUCAUCAUCAUCCUCUACUGGAAACUGUGCGGCUCGGAGAAGCUGGAGUUCCAGCCUGACGCCAUCAACACCAUCCAGCAGAGACAGAAGCUGCAGGCUUCCAGUGUGAAAGGGUUUGACUUCGCCAAGCUCCACCUGGGGCAGCACAGUAAGGAUGACAUCAUGGUGAUCCAGGAGCCUGGUGCCCUCCCUGUGCCCAUCAAAGAGUCCACCCCCUCUGAGGGAGGGGAUCUCAACACUCCCAAAUCCAAGGGCUCCUCCACCAAGGCGGCCCGCGCUAACCGCCGUAGGGGGAGACUGUCCCCGUCAGAUGGUGACUCGUUAGGUAGCGACCAAUCGAGUGGCAGGGAGUCUGCAGAGGAGACCACCAGACAUGUGGGCACGCCCCACGAGGGGAAACCGCAUCGAAACAAAACGCCCAAGAAUGUCCCUCCCGCAGGCAGUGGUCCAGAUGAGCUGCUCUCCUCUUCCUCCAUCUUUGACCAUGUGGACCGUCUGUCCCGAGGCUCGUCUGACGGCAGGGGUCGCCAGGCCAACAAGGUCCAGCUGAUUGCCAUGCAGCCCCGGCCCAGCCCACCACAACGCUCACACAGCCCUACCAUCACAGAGAGGGUCAGCGCAGAGGUGGCUCUGAGACAUAAGUCUGAGAUCGAGCACCACAGGAACAAGCUGCGUCAGCGGGCUAAGAGGCGGGGCCAGUGUGAGUUCCCCUCUAUGGAUGACAUCCUGGAUGCCUUCGGGCAGGCUCAAGAGGAGGCGGGGCAGGGAGGGUGUCCCCAGCGCCUCUACAGCUCAGCCCAUGACCACAUGGACAGCAUCUUGCACCCCGACCACCCCUCGCCCCCCACCCCAGGGGAAUCCAGGAAGAGGGGGAGGCGCUCUCCUCGAAGCCGGCGGAGGCAGCAGGGGAACGGCAGUCUGCCAGACACAGACAGACUGACGGACAGAGACCGCCUGCUCACAGACAACAGCGCCACCUACAGGAAAUACCCUGGACUCAACAAUGUGGCCUACAUGUCUGACCCAGACCUACCUCCAGACCACGGCAGCCCCUCCCCUAACGACGAGGUGUUUGACCACGCCCCUCCCCCGCCCCCCUAUGUGCCCCCCCAGCCGUCCAUCGAGGAGGCGCGGCAACAGAUGCACUCCCUAUUGGACGAUGCCUUCGCCCUGGUGUCGCCCUCCUCCCAGGGCAGCGUCAGUGUCGGGGUCACGCAGGUCAGCCCCGCCCUGCCAAGCCCCUCUCCCUCCCCACAGACACACCCAUCACGCCAGUGGGGCUCCUACCCCGCAGCCCCCACACACAGCCCCUUCUCUGCGAGGUAUGCAGAGUUGGGGAUGUCUCCCUCGUCAAUACAAGGCCUGUCGCAGAGGCAGGGCCUGGGUUCAGGGGCCUAUGUUACCGAAGAGGAGCAGUUGCAGGAUUCUGUUUACGCCAACAGGGGGCAGUAUGAAGAGCCCCCCUCCUCCUCCAGACCUCGGCCUGUUGGGGGAAGCACAGGUGCUCAGCUGCAUCACCUGACUCAGGUGGGCUUGUCGAGCCGGAUCAGUGCGUACCCUGGGGUGGGCCGCAGCGUCUCUGGGCCAACAGGCUCCAGCUGGAACCAGCAGCCUUUAGACCAGGACCUCUCCAGACCCGGAGCCAGCAGGGAGACUGUGCUGUCGUUCCCUGAGUUCUCCUCCUCCGGUGUGUUUCAGAUGCCCAGCUCCUCUCUGGGAGACCAUUCUGUCCCCCCAAUGCUCCUGGCCCCUCCCACUCCAGAGUUCCCCCUAGACGAGUCCUCCCCCUCAGCCCAAAGCUCCGCCUCCCUCAUCAAGGCCAUCAGGGAGGAGCUACGACGGCUCGCCCAGAAACAGGUUGCUGUGGCCAGCAGUUAUUCCUAGACCAGUGUGAGCCCCUACCCCCUAACUGGUCAAAACUACUGACUCUAAACUGGUCCGAACCAGUUUGAACUACUCAUCCUCAAGCAAGUAUGGAUUGACCGGAUCCACUACCCCAAACUAGUUUGAAACAGUCAGAACCACUUUCCCUAAACUGGUGUAAAGAGGCUCAUACAACUAUUCAUAAGCUGGUCUGAACAAGACUGAACCAGUCUGCAACAGAUACGAUUUCCUUACAACAAUAACAUCACGGUUCUUUACAGGGUUCUUCUCUCUGUAAAGGUUCCCCGUUCAACAGCACAGUGUUUCCACUGGACAAGAGGAUCGAGUUUGUUUUCUUCAGUUCCAUAGAAAUGCUUCCUUGAGAGGGGCCGUCUCUACCCUUCCUGACCUCGUGUAUGUGGUGCUAAACCUCAGCCUCAUGUCUCCUGUCAUUAAGUUAACCACACAUUGCCUUCAACACACAUUCAUCAUCAGCCAUAUUGGUGAGGUCUUCUCCAUUCAUCAGCCAUAUUGGUGUGGUCUUCUCCAUUCAUCAGCCAUAUUGGUGUGGUCUUCUCCAUUCAUCAGCCAUAUUGGUGAGGUCUUCUCCAUUCAUCAGCCAUAUUGGU